UCACGUCGACACAAUGCAAAGUAUCAUUCGAUCAAGAAGACCAUCGACCAAAGAACUAUCAGCUUCAAAACAAACGUGAAAAUGUUCCGACGGUGUGUUAUCGUCUCUGUGACACUCUGCGUGCUACUGUGCCAUGUAGCUGCCAUCAACGCUGAAGGGUCAACCAAAUGCGAAUGUGCAGCUUUCAAUGCCAACGAAAGCGACAAACCACUUCCGAGUGAAAUGGAGCCAAUCUUGGUGCAGAAUCCGAUGAAUACUACAUGCAGCGAAGAAGAUGCCAGGAACUGCGAGUUACUGUGCAUCGAGCUGGUGAAAGUCGGUAAAGAUAAGGCACCAGAGAUUCUUUGUGAAAACUUAGAACAUAUGGCAUUGCAGCCAUCUUUAUGGUCGAGGACUUGUGAUGGAGAAUGGAAGUACAGUGGAUUGACGUGUGAGAAGAAGAUCUGCUGCCAUGAAUCAAAACCGGUGCCUUGUUGGGACGAAUAAUUUUAAUCCCCAUAGAUAUUGUAAAAAUUGACAUUCGCAAUGAUAUGGUACUCUCUAUAGAUAUAACUUAUUAGAAUUUUAGAAUUAGUCAUUAGAAAGCAUGCAAAUCAUUGAAAAAUAAAUAAAAAACAAGCAUUGAUGAUUAAA
Molecule: messenger RNA, 633 nt
Organism: Dalotia coriaria
Lineage: Eukaryota; Metazoa; Arthropoda; Insecta; Coleoptera; Staphylinidae
Exons: 4
Coding region: 82-486 (134 amino acids)
Source: RefSeq, a predicted model, not a curated record